UUUUUUUUCCAAAAGAAGCAUAUUCACCAUAAAUAUGUUCAUGGUUUGUACAUAGUGUUUCUAUACAGUCACCGCCACCAUGUUAUGACGUUUUUUGAUGGAUUGUUAUUUCUUGUUGUUGCUUUUUGGACACAUGUGUACUUGACUACUCAAAAGAUUUGGUUUUCUCCCACAAUACUUAUUACUGGUUAGGUAUUUUUCUAUAAAUAAGCACACCAGUGCUUGUUGCUUGGAAAGAUUUAUUUUAGCUACCUUCUUUUAUUACAGUACAAAACAGUUAUUUAUUAAGAAAUAAAAUGGAGACAUCGAAGUAGAAUUUCGAAACCGCACAUUAUUAUGCUGUGACGAUAAAAAAAAAAACGGUAGAACCACCAAAAACAUUCGGUUAUACUUUCGAGCGGAUAUAUUUAGUGGAAUAUAGCGUGAGGUAAAUUUUGAAGUGUGUGUCUAAUCGAUGUCCUUGAGUUCAACAUCUUCGACGAUCAGGUGAAAACUGCACGAAGUCAUGCGGAGCUCUGAAUACUUUGGUGUUUCGAAACAGUUGAUAAGCUGAAACUCGUAAAACCACCGCCAUUGCGAUCAAAUAGAGAGAUGUGUAAAAUCUAGCUACGACAUAAGUAAUUUCCUACAAAGUUAAGUAGUUGCUAGCUAUAUACAAUAAAUUAGUGAUUUAUUGUAACGUCAUAAUGAGGUCCAAAUUCCUACAUUCCGACAUUAAUUUUCUCAGAUUUAUUUCGUGAUUCUUAGGCACUUCAAGGUAAACGAGAUUCCUCACGGUUGCCAAUCCCUGGAUAGAACUUGGCGAAAGGUCUCCAACUCUCCAUGGAUUUUGGUCACGGCCUCUUUAUCCUGAUCUUGCUAUCAGCUAAUAAAACUCAGAUAAAACUAUCGUGUUUGCAUUGUGUUGCCUAGAAGCAGCAUAAUCAGAUUUUCAGUGGAUUACAGCAACAACAAUUUCUGGUUCUUAGAUGGCGCAGUAGUCGUCUUCAAUUUCAUUCGCCAACAGAGGACUCUGCACUCUGGUGAUCCGAUGAGUGUCCCACUGGCCCUGAAUAAAGUAUUAAAGUAUGCAAUGGCAACGAAGAAAACAUUGAGUGAAAAUUCAGACAACAAACGCGUGUAUAUGGUCGUUCCGUAUUAAGAUUAAGAAAUUUUGUUGUGAAAAUGUCGUCAUCCAAAGUGGUCCCUAUCCUUUCAACCGCGGGUGCUAUCCCUGUGAAAAAUGACAAAGGGGAGAUAUCUAUGCAAAAAGUUAAAGUCAAUCGUUACGUAUCAGGCAAACGACCAGACUACGCUACUACACAUUCAUCUUCAGAUGAUAGUGAUGAAGAAGAGUUUAUCAGACCAAGAAAGCAGGCAAGAGGAAGACCAGUAGAAGAAAGUCCUGAAAAAGAAUGGGACGAAACCCCAGAUCUUCCACUUACUGCUCACAGUGACAGAAGAUUAAAACGUCUUUUAAAUCGUGAAGUUGACGACCAUAGAAUUGAAAGGCAUCGUCAUAUCCAUGAGCCUGAAAUUAUUGGAACAGAAGAAGAUGAAGUUACACCUCAUUUAGAAAGUGAAGAAGUAAAUUUUAGCAAAAAUGCCCGAAGAUGGGAAUCAAGUGAAGAAGAGGAUGAGGCAGAAGAUCUUGAUGAAGAUGACAUUGAGCGCAGAAGAAUGAUUGCACGUCAGAAGGCUGUUAUUAAACAGCAAGAAGAAGAGUUGUUGGCAAGAGAGGAGGAAAAGGAAAGCGAGGAAGAUGAAGAUGACGAAGCUUCAGAAUAUGAAGAAUAUACAGAUUCCGAGGAAGAAACGGGUCCAAGACUGAAGCCCAUUUUCGUUAGCAAGAAAGAACGUAUAACCAUAGCUGAGAAGGAAAAGGAAUUGCAAAAACAAAAGCUUAUGGAACUCGAAGCUAAAAAGCUUGCCGAAGAACGUCGCCGCUAUACCUUAAAGGUUGUUGAAGAAGAAGUCAGAAAAGAAAUGCAAGCCAAAGACGAAAAAGACCUUGAAUCCGGAAUUUUGUCGGUGUUGACGGAUGCCGAGGAUGAAGAACUCGAAUACGAGACCUGGAAAUUACGUGAACUUAAACGCAAUAAGCGUGACCGAGAUGAAAGAGAAGCAGAAGAAAGAGAACGACAAGAAAUCGAACGUAUCCGUAAUAUGACCGAAGAAGAACGGCGACUGGAAUUCAAGAACAAUCCGAAGGAAGUCACCAACAAGGCACCAAAGGGCAAAUAUAAGUUCCUACAAAAAUACUAUCAUCGCGGUGCCUUUUACCUCGACGAAGACAAGGAAGUUUUCAAACGCGAUUUUGCUGUACCAACUCUUGAAGAUCACUUCGAUAAGACUGUUCUGCCUAAAGUGAUGCAAGUUAAGAAUUUCGGUCGCAGUGGUCGAACCAAAUACACACAUUUGGUGGAUCAAGAUACAUCACAAGCCGACGCACCAUGGGCCACCCAUACUGCUCAGAAUUUGAAAUUCUACACACAGCAUGCUGGUGGAGUAAAACAAGUGUUCGAAAGACCUGCUUUGAAGAAGAACAAUAACUCGGGUACUUGAGUUUUGGCACUGUUUUUGAAUUUGAAAUUGAAUUUUGUAACACUGUCUCAUCUUUGUGGUUGAUACAUGCAAACCAUCAAUCGUACGUGAAUUAAACAUGUUUCCAGACA
Messenger RNA from Daphnia pulicaria, 2654 nucleotides. It is a transcript of the gene Mfap1, whose product is annotated as microfibrillar-associated protein 1-like. The transcript has 7 exons. The record is from RefSeq and is a predicted model, not a curated record. Gene Ontology annotation, cellular component: U2-type spliceosomal complex. Gene Ontology annotation, biological process: mRNA splicing, via spliceosome. Lineage: Eukaryota; Metazoa; Arthropoda; Branchiopoda; Diplostraca; Daphniidae. Gene Ontology annotation, molecular function: RNA binding. The coding region runs from base 1165 to 2544 and encodes 459 amino acids.